AUGCCUCCCAAGUCGAGGUUCACAAGGCUCGAUGCCUUUACCAAGACAGUCGACGAGGCGCGAAUUCGAACCACAAGUGGUGGUAUUGUUACUAUCGUGUCUCUGAUCGUCGUCAUCUUCCUGGCCUGGGGUGAAUGGUCAGAGUAUCGCCGGGUUGAGAUACACCCCGAGUUGAUUGUGGAUAGAGGACGAGGAGAGCGAAUGGAGAUCCACCUCAACAUCACAUUCCCCAAGAUGCCCUGCGAGCUCCUGACCCUCGAUGUCAUGGAUGUCUCUGGCGAGCAGCAGCACGGCGUCAUGCACGGUGUCAACAAAGUCCGUCUUCAACCCCAGUCCAAGGGCGGCGCCGAUAUCGACUCCAAGUCCCUCUCCCUCCACGAUGAUGCUGCCGCCCACCUCGAUCCCUCCUACUGCGGUGGCUGCUACGGUGCUCAGCCCCCUGCGAAUGCCCGGAAAGCCGGCUGCUGUCAGACUUGUGACGAAGUUCGUGAAGCCUACGCCCAGGCGUCCUGGGCCUUUGGUCGUGGAGAGGGUGUUGAGCAGUGUGAGCGCGAGCACUAUGCUGAGAAGCUGGAUGCUCAGCGUGAGGAAGGUUGCCGUAUUGAGGGUGGCCUGCGCGUGAACAAGGUUAUUGGUAACUUCCACUUUGCUCCUGGACGAAGCUUCAGCAGCGGCAACAUGCACGUUCACGAUCUGAAGAACUACUGGGAUGCUCCCAAGGGCAAGGCGCACGACUUCACCCACAUCAUCCACUCUCUUCGCUUUGGUCCUCAGCUCCCCGAUGAAGUCGCUCGCAAGGUCGGCAAGGGAACGCCCUGGACCAACCACCACCAGAACCCUCUUGAUGGUACUCGCCAGGAUAUUAAGGAUCCCAACUUCAACUUCAUGUACUUUGUAAAGAUUGUCCCUACAUCGUACCUCCCUCUGGGCUGGGACAGCAAGGGUCUUAAGAUCGCCGGCCUACUGCAGGACGACACAAGCCUUGGAGCCUACGGUUACGCCGAGGAUGGCAGUGUCGAGACUCACCAGUACUCUGUCACUAGCCACAAGAGGAGUUUGGCUGGCGGUAACGACGCCGCUGAAGGCCACGCCGAGCGCCAGCAUACCAGUGGUGGUAUUCCUGGCGUCUUCUUCUCCUAUGAUAUUUCCCCCAUGAAGGUUGUCAACCGCGAGGAGAAGGGCAAGACCUUCAGCGGUUUCCUUGCUGGACUCUGCGCCAUUGUUGGUGGAACUCUGACCGUCGCCGCGGCGGUUGACCGCGGACUGUUCGAGGGUGCCGCUCGUCUCAAGAAGAUGCGAUCCAAGGACAUGUAA
This is a messenger RNA of Fusarium vanettenii 77-13-4, 1314 nucleotides long. RefSeq lists its product as uncharacterized. Gene Ontology annotation, biological process: retrograde vesicle-mediated transport, Golgi to endoplasmic reticulum; endoplasmic reticulum to Golgi vesicle-mediated transport. The record is from RefSeq and is a predicted model, not a curated record. Gene Ontology annotation, cellular component: endoplasmic reticulum; endoplasmic reticulum membrane; COPII-coated ER to Golgi transport vesicle. Lineage: Eukaryota; Fungi; Ascomycota; Sordariomycetes; Hypocreales; Nectriaceae. The transcript is spliced from 3 exons. Bases 1 to 1314 code for a protein of 437 amino acids.